Molecule: messenger RNA, 1065 nt
Organism: Lolium rigidum
Lineage: Eukaryota; Viridiplantae; Streptophyta; Magnoliopsida; Poales; Poaceae
Product: gibberellin 2-beta-dioxygenase 3-like
Exons: 2
Coding region: 1-1065 (354 amino acids)
Biological process (GO): response to light stimulus; gibberellin catabolic process
Source: RefSeq, a predicted model, not a curated record
AUGGUGGCGAUCGCGGUGCCCUGCACCAUCGACCAGAUCCCGCUAGUAAAAUGCCCCAAGGCCGCGAAUGCUGCGGUGCCGACCAUUGACAUGUCGGCGCCAGGCGCGGCGGCGGCCGUGGCGGACGCGUGCCGCGGCGUAGGCUUCUUCCGGGCGACUAACCACGGCGUGCCGGCGGCCAUCACCGACGCCCUGGAGGCCCGCGCGGCUGCCUUCUUCGCGCUGCCGCACGAGGACAAGCUGGAGCACGCGUCGGCGCGGCCCUUCGGGUACGGUAGCAAGACCAUCGGCCCCAACGGCGACGUCGGGUGGCUGGAGUACCUUCUUCUCUCCCUCGGCUCCAGCACAAUACAGGCUUCCUCGCUGCCACCGUCGCUCCGGGCGGCGCUGGAGGAGUACACGGUGGCGGUGAGGGAGGUGGGCGAGCGGGUGCUGGAGCUGAUGGCGGAGGGGCUUGGGCUGGCAGACCGGGGCGCGCUACGGCGGAUGGUGACGGACGCCGCGGGGAGCGACGAGAUGGUCCGCGUGAACCACUAUCCGGCGUGCCCCCUGGCGUCGGCCGUGACGGGGUUCGGGGAGCACACGGACCCGCAGAUCAUCUCCGUGCUCCGGUCCAACCGCACCGGUGGCCUCCAGAUCAUGCUCCCCGAUGGCCGAUGGGUCCCCGUCGGCCCCGACCCCGAUUCCCUCUUCGUCAACGUCGGCGAUGCACUCCAGGUGCUGACGAACGGGCGGUUCAGGAGCGUCAAGCACCGGGUGGUGGCGCCGGACGCCGGGAAGCAGUCGAGGCUGUCGGUGAUCUACUUCGGCGGGCCGGCGGCAAUGCAGCGGAUCGCGCCGCUGCCGGAACUGAUGAGCGAAGGGGAGCAGAGCCUGUACAGGGAGUUCACAUGGGGCGAGUACAAGAAGGCAGCAUACAAGACCCGACUCAGCGACCACCGCCUCGGACCCUUCGAGCUACCGGCCGCCGGCAAAGAACCCACCAACGCCGACCACCACCACUGCAGCAACAGCAGCAAGGCCAUCCAGCCGCCGACGCCUCCUCACGUAGCACGAGUUCACUAA